AUGGCCGCGCGACCUCAAAACAUCGGCAUCAAGGCCAUUGAGAUAUACUUUCCAAGUCAGUGCGUCGACCAAGCCGACCUCGAGAAGUUCGAUGGCGUCUCAACUGGCAAGUACACGAUUGGACUCGGGCAGACGAGAAUGUCUUUCUGCGACGAUAGGGAAGACAUUUAUUCCAUUGCCCUUACCACUCUGACGAGCCUGAUCUCGAAGUACUCCAUCGAUCUGAAGAAUGUUGGGAGGCUGGAAGUGGGCACAGAAACCAUGCUGGACAAGAGCAAAAGUGUCAAAUCAGUGUUGAUGCAGCUAUUUCAAGAGUCGGGCAACUUCAAUGUCGAGGGUGUCGACUCUUACAAUGCUUGCUACGGUGGGACAAAUGCGGUCUUCAACUCUCUAAACUGGAUCGAAUCAUCAGCGUGGGACGGAAGAGAUGCUGUCGUGGUCGCUGGGGACAUUGCCCUUUACAAGAAAGGAAAUGCUCGUCCCACCGGUGGCGCUGGCUGCGUGGCCAUGUUGAUCGGUCCUGAUGCACCCAUUGCUUUCGAAGCUGGUCUCCGAGGCUCCUACAUCACGCAUGCCUACGAUUUCUAUAAGCCCGAUCUCACCAGCGAAUAUCCUUACGUUGACGGACAGUUUUCUUUGAAAUGCUACACCGAAGCUGUGGAUGCGUGCUACAGGGCCUACAAUGCUCGAGAGAGAGCACUCAAGUCGCAGACGAACGGCGUCAACGGACAUGCGCACGUAAAUGGCAAUGGCGUGCACAAGGAAGAGGACGAGAAGGCUCCUAUGGAUCGAUUUGAUUACAUGGCCUUCCACGCACCGACCUGCAAGCUUGUCUCUAAAUCGUACGCUCGGCUACUGUACAAUGACUUCCUCGAGGAUCCCAGCCACCCUCAGUUCAAGGAGGUUGCGCCCGAGCUGCGAGAUCUGGACUAUCAGGCAUCUCUGACGGACAAGACUGUGGAGAAGACGUUCAUGGCUUUGACGAAGAAGCGUUUUGCCGACCGAGUGCAGCCUGCCAUUCAAGUCGCCACCAUGUGUGGCAACAUGUACUGUGGCAGCGUCUACGGCGGUCUCGUCGGGUUGAUUAGCAACAUCCCCCCUAAGACGCUCCAAGGCAAGAGGGUUGGGGUCUUCAGCUACGGCAGCGGUCUGGCCAGCUCGAUGUUCAGCCUCAAGGUCGUGGGUGACACGACAGAAAUGGUUGCCAAGCUCAAUCUUCAGGAACGAUUAGACGCCCGACGGGUCGUUGCACCAGAGGUGUAUGACGAGAUGUGCAUGCUUCGAGAGAAGGCACAUCUCAAGAAAGAUUUCGAGCCGCAGGGUGAUGUCACUCAUCUUGUGCCGGGAACAUACUACCUGACUGAGGUCGACGAGAUGUUCCGACGAAAGUAUGAGGUCAAGGCAUGA
Molecule: messenger RNA, 1407 nt
Organism: Fonsecaea erecta
Lineage: Eukaryota; Fungi; Ascomycota; Eurotiomycetes; Chaetothyriales; Herpotrichiellaceae
Product: hydroxymethylglutaryl-CoA synthase
Exons: 4
Coding region: 1-1407 (468 amino acids)
Biological process (GO): acetyl-CoA metabolic process; ergosterol biosynthetic process
Molecular function (GO): hydroxymethylglutaryl-CoA synthase activity
Source: RefSeq, a predicted model, not a curated record